This is a messenger RNA of Aureobasidium namibiae CBS 147.97, 939 nucleotides long. RefSeq names its product tRNA-dihydrouridine synthase. Gene Ontology annotation, biological process: tRNA processing. The transcript is spliced from 4 exons. Gene Ontology annotation, molecular function: flavin adenine dinucleotide binding; tRNA dihydrouridine synthase activity. Lineage: Eukaryota; Fungi; Ascomycota; Dothideomycetes; Dothideales; Saccotheciaceae. The record is from RefSeq and is a predicted model, not a curated record. The coding region runs from base 1 to 939 and encodes 312 amino acids.
AUGUCUAGUCCUCUAGUUUUGUUCGAGAAAUCGAAGGCUGAAGGUAGGCCUUUGUACGUCUCAGGUCCCAUGGUUCGCUACAGUAAACUUCCUUUCCGACUGCUGGUUCAAGACUACAAGGUCGAUCUUACUUAUACACCCAUGAUUCUUGCACAUGAAUUCAUCCGUCACCCUGUUGCGCGUUCUUCAGAUUUCAGUACUCAUGACAACGAGGGCCCUGUCAUCGCACAGUUUGCCUCGAACGACCCCGUCGAGUUUGGACGUGCUGCAGAGAUGAUCGGUCCGUGGGUCAACGGCGUUGAUCUGAAUUGUGGAUGUCCACAGUCAUGGGCAAUGAAAGAAGGCAUUGGUUGCAGUAUGAUGGCAAAUCCAGACAAGGUUGCCGCCAUGAUCAAAGAGGCCAAGCAAAGGAUUGGGUCCGGCAAGACUGUCUCUUGCAAGAUUCGAAUUCACCAAGACUUGAAUGAGACGAUACAAUUUAUCAAGACCGUCGAAGCGGCAGGCGUAGACUACAUCACCAUUCAUGGGCGACUGCGGAACCAACGAUCAUCCACACCGCCCAACUUUGAAGCCAUCAAGAUGUUGAGGGCGCAGACGACACUACCUGUCCUCGCAAACGGCGAUGUCUACUCCCUAGAGGAUGCCCAUCGAAUCACAAGGGAGACCGGUGUAGACGGUGUCAUGGCAGCUCGAGGCCUAUUGGAGAACCCUGCCUUGUUUGCGGGCUUCGACAAGACGCCAGUCGAAGCUGUGUCCCAAUUCAUACACUAUGCUGUUCAGGGCGGUAUGCGACAUGAGCUAGUUGUCCAUCACCUCACCGAAAUGAUGACCAAGACGAGUACAAAGCGGGAACGGGCAGGUCUCGCGACCUGCAACGAUAUGGUGGACGUUGUGGAUUGGCUUGACAGCAGGUGCAAGUUGCAACGACCUCUUGUAUAA